AUGAUGGGCAGCCAGGAUGUUGCACAUGGAAGGAACAACGAUCAUCUUAUCUCAUCUGAGGAUUUAACUCAUCCUGCAAAUCACAUCUGUGCACUUUGCCGUACUUUCUACACCCUGGGCUGGGUCACCGGGACUGGUGGCGGAAUGUCCAUCCGACGAGGACCAUACAUCUUUAUUGCUCCAUCUGGCGUACAGAAGGAAUUAAUGCAACCUCACGAUAUCUUCGUACUUGAAUAUGCAACUCGCUCUUACUUGCGUAAGCCUCCGGUACUGAAACCAUCUGCUUGUACCCCUUUGUUUCUUGCCGCUUUCGACCGCGGAGCAGGAUGCUGCAUUCACACCCAUUCUCAGGCAGCCGUUCUCGUCACCUUGUUAGUUGAAAGAGACGCCAAAGAAGUUGGCGAGCAAGUGGCCGAUCGAUGUUUUGAAAUAGAACAAAUCGAGCAAAUCAAAGGUAUACCAAAAGGCAGAGGCAAGCAAGGCAUGCUCGGGUAUUAUGAUCGACUCCAGAUCCCCAUCAUUGAGAAUACUGCCCACGAGGAAGAUCUGACAACAAGCUUAGAGACUGCGAUGGACCACUACCCUGACACUUAUGCUGUUCUGGUCAGAAGACACGGUGUCUAUGUAUGGGGAGAUAAUGUGCACAAGGCCAAGACGCAAGCAGAAAGUUUGGAUUAUCUGUUCCAGCUGGCAGUUGAAAUGCGUAAAUUUGGUCUGUCCUGGGUUAGCUGA
Messenger RNA from Bacidia gigantensis, 732 nucleotides. It is a transcript of the gene MDE1, whose product is annotated as Methylthioribulose-1-phosphate dehydratase. The transcript has a single exon. Lineage: Eukaryota; Fungi; Ascomycota; Lecanoromycetes; Lecanorales; Ramalinaceae. Gene Ontology annotation, molecular function: methylthioribulose 1-phosphate dehydratase activity; metal ion binding. The record is from RefSeq and is a predicted model, not a curated record. Gene Ontology annotation, cellular component: cytoplasm. The coding region runs from base 1 to 732 and encodes 243 amino acids.